AUGGCCUCCCCCACCACCCAAAAAACCGGCUUGGUCCUGCCCCUCCUCUACCGCUUCUUCUUCCUCGUCCUCGAGCCCAUCUCUGCCCUGGUCGGCGCCUACUUUUGCCAGGCGCGCCAGGCGCGCUACCUGACUCUGCUCGACGCACCCUCCGCCGCCGCCACGACCUUUACCACCGGCGCCGUACCCCUCGGCACGUCGGUGGCCCUAUCCCAGCUCGCCAGCAUGUACCUCUUCUUCGCCCUCAACGAGGCCGUAGUGCUGCGCAGCACCGGCGACCUACGUGUCUGGAAGGCCGUGCUGGCGGUGCUGCUGCUGGCCGACUUUGCCCACCUCUACUCGCUGCGGGAGCUGGGACCGCGCAUCUACGUCGACGUGCUGGGGUGGAACGCCGGUGGCUGGGGUAACGUGCCCUGGGUGUAUGCCGGCGCGACGCUGCGCAUCUGUUUCCUGGCGGGCGUGGGCAUGAGUAGGAAGGUACCCGUGAAGCAACAAUGA
Beauveria bassiana ARSEF 2860 is the source of this 498-nucleotide messenger RNA. RefSeq lists its product as uncharacterized. The record is from RefSeq and is a predicted model, not a curated record. The transcript has a single exon. The coding region runs from base 1 to 498 and encodes 165 amino acids. Lineage: Eukaryota; Fungi; Ascomycota; Sordariomycetes; Hypocreales; Cordycipitaceae.